CGGGUUCGUCAAACUUUCAACCCGGUAGUGUGUUACUCACCUGUGCACGACUGCGGUUUAAAUACUGCCGUUAUUUUGCACGGCACGGCGGAUUAUACCCUUGGCCACAAUGCACAGCGAGUUCCUGGUCAAGGUGCACGUCAAGUCCCAGGGGGCGCCAAGCAGCACAACAAACACCGCCGAGUACAACUAAGGCCGUACAUCACUGAGCAUCCCAGUUGGAGCCAAGACGAACACAUUUGUGAUGCAACAUGCCGGCUAGCACUAAGGUCUACUGGAAGAGAUGCGAGAGCAAGAAGAAGAAGCAAAGAAGUUUCACGGAACUCAGUCUCCUGAGGGCCACGAGGGCAAGGACAGCUCCAAGGUCACCAAACAAGAGCCCACCAGGAAGUCCGAGAGGUUGUCAGCGCCUGCGCCACCAAAGCUAGAGGCCAAAGCCAAGAAGGUCAUCGUCAAGAAGGUGGCCGACGAAAAGGGUGCAAAGGCACGGAAAGGCACCACCAAAGGGAAGAAGGAAGAUGGCCCUGCCCAGAACGGAGACGCGAAGAAUAACGAGAUCUUUGUGUGUCGUCCAUCUGUCAGUGUGUCUUCCAUCAGAAACUCGGCUCUCUCCGCCAUGUCAGUGCGAGGGCAGAGCGAGACGGUCAGAGUGAAGGGUGACUGAGGCUGCUGAGGACGCCACCGAGGAGAAGGCGUAAAAACGACAGACGCCACCGCCCCUCCCUUUUCCCUAUCUACAACUUUUUGUAAGAUGCUGAAUUUUUGUAGACUUGUAAUAGAUGCUAGAGAUGACCAACCAGCAUUCCCUAAAAUUCAGCACUGACACUAGCUUCAAAACUCUUUUUUUUAUUAUUAUUAUUUCUUUUUUUUAUGAUUAGACGACUGCUCAUGUUCUUCCUCCCGAUUUCCACAGUCGUCAUAUUUCAGUAGUAGUUGUCCUAUUUUUAGAGAACACGGCGGUCGCCAUGGAGAACACCUGCAGCAUUUUUACAUCUCUUCUUUUUCAGAAUGGCCCAUGGCUCCUUUUUUGUAUGUGUGUGCUGGACUGGACAUGAUGGGUGGGUCUCGUCUUGACUUCCCAACCUUUUUUUGCUCUCCUAUACCCGACCCCCCAUACCCAUCCUAAUUCUGGUAAGAUUGCAGCAAUGUGACAUAGCAAUAAGCAGCGGUGCUUGUGUUCUAGAGGCGCCUCAAUUGGCUUUUCCUGUUGGGAGAGUAUUUUCAAAUAAAAGGUUGGACACUUUG
This is a messenger RNA of Syngnathus acus (greater pipefish), 1245 nucleotides long. It is a transcript of the gene hmgn3, whose product is annotated as high mobility group nucleosomal binding domain 3. The coding region runs from base 284 to 664 and encodes 126 amino acids. NCBI's taxonomy places the organism in Eukaryota, Metazoa, Chordata, Actinopteri, Syngnathiformes, Syngnathidae. Gene Ontology annotation, molecular function: nucleosomal DNA binding. Gene Ontology annotation, biological process: chromatin organization. The transcript is spliced from 9 exons. Gene Ontology annotation, cellular component: chromatin; nucleus. The record is from RefSeq and is a predicted model, not a curated record.